AUCCCGCCGUUUAACCCAAGCAAAUAAACCCGACCCAUUUCCAUAAAUGUCCAUUUUGAACCUCAACCAACUUCAAAUACUUACAAGAAAUGUACAGCUGAACAUCCACUGAGAUUCUUACAAUUUGCAAUACAUUUCGAACUAUCUCGAUCAUAGCUAUUAGUUCCCCAUUAAAAUGAUUGUAUUUAAAAUAAUCCUAUAAUAAGCUAGCCCUCUUCCAAAGAUUCCAUUGGCUGUAUCUUUUUUAUGAUUUUUCUUCAGGCCAAAGCAUUCUCGGCACAGCACCUAGAUCCAGAAUUCUAUCUAAUUUUCAGUUCUGCAAAUUUCACGGGUGUAAAAUGGAAGGUAUUAUAGUUAGGAGAGUUAUUCCUUCAGAUAAUAGUUGCCUCUUUAAUGCUGUUGGUUAUGUUAUGGACCAUGAGAAAAACAAAGCUCCUGAGCUAAGACAGGUUAUAGCUGCAACAGUGGCAAGUUAUCCAGAAAAGUUUUCUGAAGCAUUCCUCGAAAAGCCUAAUGAAGAGUAUUGUGCAUGGAUUCUUAACCCAGAGAAGUGGGGAGGUGGCAUUGAGCUUGCAAUAUUGGCCGAGUAUUAUGGGCGUGAGAUAGCAGCAUAUGAUAUACAAACCUCCAGAUGUGAUUUGUAUGGACAGGAAAAAAACUACAGUGAAAGAGUUAUGCUGAUAUAUGAUGGACUCCACUAUGAUGCUUUGGCUAUGUCUCCUGCUGAAGGAGCUCCAGAAGAGUUUGAUCAAACGAUAUUUCCGGUACUCGAGGACAGGACCUUGGGGUCAGCUGAGAGACUCGCCCUUAAUCUGGUUAGAGACCAGCAAAGGAGGAGGAGUUACACUGACACUGCCAACUUCACGUUGAGAUGUGGUACCUGCCAAAUUGGAGUUAUUGGACAGAAGGAAGCAGUGGAGCAUGCACAAGCAACAGGUCAUGUGAACUUCCAAGAAUAUAAAUGAUAAACUGAGUGAAAUUCUAUUCAUCUGUUGCCAUACACUUGCAUUUACUAAUGUCAUUUUAUCAAGUUAUGAAACUGUGUUGUGAUUUGUGGAAGAAGAAAACUUUCAGACUCGGUUGCGUUUAUUGGAUCCUUUGUGUUUAAUAAAUUUUGAAUUUGAUAAGGAUACAAACAGACAUUUGAAUGGAAAGUAUUAUUGAGUCCUAGU
Messenger RNA from Olea europaea var. sylvestris, 1172 nucleotides. Its product is annotated as ubiquitin thioesterase OTU1-like. The record is from RefSeq and is a predicted model, not a curated record. Gene Ontology annotation, molecular function: cysteine-type deubiquitinase activity. Gene Ontology annotation, biological process: endoplasmic reticulum unfolded protein response; protein deubiquitination. Gene Ontology annotation, cellular component: cytosol; nucleus. The transcript has 9 exons. Bases 339 to 965 code for a protein of 208 amino acids. NCBI's taxonomy places the organism in Eukaryota, Viridiplantae, Streptophyta, Magnoliopsida, Lamiales, Oleaceae.